CGGUGAUCACGGACUUUCCCGAGGAACCCGCGGGGACUAGCGCGGUUCUGCAGCCGCACUGGGUGGCCCAAGCAGGAAGCCUGCCUUCUCAUUGAGGGAUCCUGUCACAGAGAUGUGUGAAUCCUUGGAUAAAUUUGGCCUGGUGACGGCAAUGCCUUCUUCAGAGACACUGCUACUUCCUCCCUGCUCCUUUUCUUCCCUGACCUGAGAUUCCUAGUGUUAAUCCCUGUGAUAAAUCAGAGGGUUUGCCCUUUUCACACUGUCUAGCUACUAGACAUCCUCUGCUUUCCCUCCCCGCUUUCAGGACGACCUGGGCUUGAAGUGUCAACACUGUGGCUGCCAAGGAGAUGGGGGCCUCCGAAGCAGCACUCCUGGUGGUGCAGCCUUAGUUGGUUCUUCUCUGUGCUGCUAUUGGCAGAAUUUCUGGGAGCUGCUGGGGGAUGUCUGGGUAGUUCCAAUGGAGCCCCACCAUCUUGCUAGGAAGAGCGGCCAGGCAGCCUGGUGUGAUGCUGCGGACUGGGGUUCAGGAGGGCCUCCAGCUGACCAGGCAGAUGCAGCAGCCACCAAAGCUGCUCUCUGCUGCCAGAGACACUGCACGUCCCCGCCAAGAGCAGCCGAGGUGGAAGGCUCUAAACUUGGUCCUUCUCCAGCCUCCCCCUCCCCCUCUCUGCAAGACAGCGUGAUCCAGCCAAACUCCUUCCCACCAGAACCUCUCAGCUCAGGGAAUCACCAAAUAGCAGAACGGAAAGUCUGCAAUUGCUGCAGCCAGGAACUAGAAACUUCUUUCACCUACGUGGACGAGAAUGUGAACUUGGAGCAGAGGAACCAGAGCUCCCCUUCAGCCAAAGGGAGUAAUCACCAGGGAGACCUUGGCUGGGGAAAUCCCAACGAGUGGUCCCACGAAGCUGCCAUCUCCUUGAUAUCCGACGAUGAAGAGGACACGAGUUCGGAAGCCACGUCUUCAGGGAAGUCCGUAGACUAUGGUUUCAUCAGCGCCGUCUUGUUCUUGGUCACUGGCAUCUUGCUGGUGAUCAUCUCUUACAUCGUCCCACGGGAAGUGACUGUGGAUCCCAACAGCGUGGCAGCCCGGGAGAUGGAGCGCCUGGAGAAGGAGAGCGCCAGGCUGGGGGCGCAUCUGGACCGCUGUGUGAUUGCCGGGCUCUGCCUGCUUACUCUUGGGGGGGUCGUUCUGUCCUGUUUGCUAAUGAUGUCUAUGUGGAAGGGGGAGCUGUACCGUCGCAACAGGUUUGCCGCUUCCAAAGAAUCUGCAAAACUCUAUGGUUCCUUCAGCUUCAGGAUGAAAACCAGCAGUCACGACAAUGCCCUGGAGCUGUCCUUGGUAGAGGAAGAUGCUCUGGCUGUACAGAGUUAACUCUGGUUGUGAACUUGAGAGUCUGCCUU
Messenger RNA from Myotis lucifugus (little brown bat), 1401 nucleotides. RefSeq names its product transmembrane protein 74 (gene TMEM74). The coding region runs from base 458 to 1372 and encodes 304 amino acids. Lineage: Eukaryota; Metazoa; Chordata; Mammalia; Chiroptera; Vespertilionidae. The transcript is spliced from 2 exons. The record is from RefSeq and is a predicted model, not a curated record.